This is a messenger RNA of Cloeon dipterum, 4195 nucleotides long. RefSeq names its product mucin-2. The transcript is spliced from 9 exons. Lineage: Eukaryota; Metazoa; Arthropoda; Insecta; Ephemeroptera; Baetidae. Bases 134 to 4042 code for a protein of 1302 amino acids. The record is from RefSeq and is a predicted model, not a curated record. Gene Ontology annotation, cellular component: endoplasmic reticulum.
CUAUACUCCACAAUCAGUGCCAGCAGGAAGUGGUGACUUGAUAAACUUAGCGUGCAGUUUUUCUAUCCACGCGAGUCGUUCGUGCAAUAACAAUCUGUUUCCAGAAAGAGCGAGUGAAAUGUAAAGGAAAAACAUGCCGCGGCCGAAAGAAGCAGCAGUUUUGGGCAAGGACAAAAGGCUGCAAAUAUCAACAGCGAUGAAAAUUGAGACGAAUCGCUCAUUGCUGGAGCAACUCCUGCACGAAAUCUACCGCGAUGUGCCUGCCCUGAGCUCUCCCUCGGAAGGAAGCAUAGAGCCCUUUUGGGACUUUGUGCCCAUCUUUGAAACUGGGCUGAAUUCCAUGCGGACUCGCGCAGAGGCUCUAAGAGCGCAGGUUAAGUCCCUUGGCUCGCACCUCGGACGACAGCUCCGCAUUCGCGACACUCUUCGCAGAAAAUGCGACCUUCAGUGUGAAGUGGUCACGGCCCUCCUCAGGGCGUAUUCUGCUUCAAGAGGCGAGGAUGCGCGUGUCCGAUUCAGUGUGGUGCCACCACCAUCGGACAGUGGCUUCGUACAGUGGCGCGACGCGAUGAAAAUGGUAGCAAGAAUGCCAGGUGGCAUACCUGCAGAGUUCCGUCGGAGGCUCUGGCUGACGCUGGCCGAACGGCAUCUGACGGCGCGAGGAGUUGACUGGCCACAAACUGAGCGCGUGAUUUUCAGCGACACAAGCAACCCUGAUGACGAGGAGCUUGGCGUCCAAAUUGUGAAAGAUCUACACAGGACGGGUUGCAGCUUAUUUUGCGGAGCCUCAGGCGAGCACAACCAGGCGCUUCUCAAAAGAGUGCUUUUGGCGUAUGCCAGGUGGAACAAAAAUGUGGGCUACUGCCAAGGCUUCAACAUGCUUGCUGCUCUAAUUCUUCAGGUCAUGGACAAGUCUGAGGCGGAUUCGGUUAAAGUUAUGAUUCUGCUUAUUGAGGGUGUUCUCCCCGACGGCUAUUUUGCGAGCAACAUGUGCGGAUUGUCCGUAGAUAUGGCCGUCUUCCGUGAGUUGCUGCGGCUUCGACUGCCAAGACUGUCCAGACACCUUGAGGCUCUCCAAGCGGAGGCCUCUGGCGCUGGAUACGAGCCGCCUUUGACUAAUGUUUUUACGAUGCAAUGGUUCCUCACGCUAUUUGCAAAUUGCCUUCCGCACAACACAGUCCUGCGUCUUUGGGACUUGGUGCUUCUUGAAGGCAACGAAAUUCUCCUUAGAGCGGCCCUGGCGAUAUGGUCGUCAUUGCAAGAGCGGAUCCUUGCCGUUGAGAGCGCUGAUGAGUUUUACAGCAUCAUGGGCGUACUGACCAGGGAAAUGCUGGAAUUUGGACUUUCAGAUGCAAAUCAACUAAUCAUGGCUGUAAUCGCCGUGAAGCCUGUGACUGAACUGGCUGAUCUGCGGGACAAAUUCACCUACAACAUCACGCCCUGGGGUGGUGCUGUUGGGGCUGCUCGGCGAGGACUGCGCCUGUUGCAGCUUGACGAUGACACUGACGAGGACAUGGAUGACGAUAAAAUGGCUGUGGCAGCUUUCGGACUGGGGUCAAUGUUUGGAGGUCGGAGGGCCUCCGUGGACAGAGAACGGCUUAACUUGGACAUCAGUGCUUUGAAGCAGCAAUACUCGAGGCUUAGAGUCCGUCAGAGACAAGCACAUAUUAUCAUUUCAGCCGCCUGCUCGCGAGCUCCUGGCCCGUCCAGACCCGUCACAGCUCCAGUAGUCAUGAACCAUUUGCUUCUAGGGCGGACGGCGCUUCGGGAUGGUCCUCGGCGCUCCUCUUCCGCCGCACUGACCCAGUUGCAUACUCCGCAGAAAUCAAUCAAACAAGUGCCAAAGAGAAAGUCUCUAGGGGCCACCGGAACCACUAUUCGGUGGCACGAAAUGAAGACUGGCAGAAGCCCUUCGCCUCCUGAGGGUGAGAGGUCUUCAUCGUCAACCUCGACGGCGUCCAGCAGCACAGAACUCUGUGAUUCAGAUGAAAGUGAUAAUGAUGACGUCUCUCCGCUCCCGUCUUUGUCGCUUCCUAAGCCAGAAGAAACAGAGGUACCAGACGCCCCUGAAGUUGCUCCAGUAGCCAGUCUUGACUUGAGUGAAGUCUUUGACGAGAAACCAAGCAAAGAUGACACCUCUGAAGAAAAACGGCUUGAUUCUGAAGGACCGCAAAUUUCAGAAGCCCCAGAAGACCGAUCGCGAAUUUCAGAAGCCCCAGAAGGCAGACCGCAAAUUUCAAAAGCCCCAGAAGACAGACCGCAAAUUUCAGAAGCCCCAGAAGACAGACCGCAAAUUUCAGAAGCCCCAGAAGGCAGACCGCAAAUUUCAGAAGCCCCAGAAGACAGACAGCAAAUUUCAGAAGCCCCAGAAGGCAGACCGCAAAUUUCAAAAGCCCCAGAAGGCAGACCGCAAAUUUCAGAAGCCCCAGAAGAAAGAAAUCGAAUUUCAGAAGCCCAUGAAGACAGGCCCGACACCUUGGAAGUGAUACCACCGAUGUCGUCAGUUCUUUCACCCAUGGAUUCGCCGUUUGAACUAAUGCCACUGUCCCCUGUUCCCCCAGAGUUACCACCAGUGAUUUCCCCUGUAAAAUCUUCAAUUAAAUGUUCUACUGAGGUGUUAGCCAAACUCGGUUCGCCUUUAAAUAGUCUUUCUCCGCUAAAAGAGAGCAGUCACAUUGAGACUUCGAAUGCUCCUCAAUCUUUGCAAUCAGAUAUUUUAAUGUCACUCUUAACCAGCGACCAAGCUGAAGGAACAAAUAACUCGGUAGAUUUAAUUGACUACCUGACGUCAAUAACUCCGCCAGAGAAAUAUUCGUGCUCCCCAAAUGCAGAUAACCAACAGACACUUUUGUCGCCCAAUCCGCCGUCCCAAUCAGAUUCUAGUUCUUCUGAUUACUCGUUCCCAUUCGAAUUCAUGCAAAAAAUAACGAUUCCUGUUCUUUCCCCACGUGAAAUGACACCCACUCAACCAUUACCCACUUCACCUGAAUUCCAAGCAAUAGAUUUCGCUUUCACUGACAAAGUAGAAAAUGAAGCAAUAGAUAAUUCUCAAAAAGCAUGUACCUCAUCUAUUUCUUUAACUACUGAAAUAGGAUUAGAAGAUAAUAUUAAUGAUGAAAAAAUAGAAACAACUAGUGUGCACGACUUAGUGUGUGAUGCAGAACAGGGAGUAAUUCCUCCAGUGACGCGAAAACUGCUGAACUUCAAGUUUCCGUCGCUUUCAUUUGACGACGAUGAAGAAGCAGAAGAAACAACCAAGGACGGAGGAGACCUUGUUGAAACAACUGAGGCCCUGUUAGUCAAUUUGACAGACAUUCCGACUGAACAUCGUUCCAACGAAACGGACUUUCAAAAUCUUGAUGAAAGUGAGGAACCUGAAAAGAAUUCUAAUGUGAUACAAGAGAUUGAAAAUUCAUCCCCAAAAGCACCAAGCACAGAUAAUUUAACUCUUCUCUUAGUGGAUGUAACCUGUCCAGAUGCACCUGCACCACAAUUAACUAUUGAACCCCUGGUUACUGGCUCGAUUGAAAACCCAAGCGUCCAACUCUGCACCGAAUUUCAAAGCAUCGUUGAGAGCCCAUCGGAAGCUACAUCAGUGAAACCUCUCCAGCCAUCCGACUCAAUAAGCAACAUGCCCGACCUACUUCAGUCUACAGCGACAGCGGAUUUGUCGCCCAUUAACUCCAUGUUGGAACCAGUCACCCCUCCAAAAGCGAUUUCUCCGCUGUCACCACUUCUGGACGCGUCAAGCACACGAAAGCGCUGGACUGUUGCACUUUGCGAAGCUACGGAGCAAGAGGAGGAGGAGUUGGAAGCCACUUCAGGAGAGGACGGGGACGCUGCGCAGAGGAGAGAGCGCGCGUUCCAGGUGAUCAGGGAAAAUUCCGAGAUUCUCCAACGCAUCGUUCAGCAACCACCUGCGAGAGCGGCAGGCUGGGGUCGGGCCAUGAGCGAGGACAGACCAUACAGCCCUUUUCCAAAAGCUAGGCAACCAAACCGCGACGCAGGUAUUCGACUUGGUCUCUACAAGCAACCCAAGUGACUUAAAACUUCUUGCCACGCGCGCCAAAGCAGCCUUGCCGCUUCCUGCGGCCCCACUGUUGUUUGCCAACCCUAAUGGCACUGACAUUGAAUGUAAUAACUUAAAUUGUACGCAGAUUUAAAUAAACAAAAGAGUGGAGGGUCAGAUAUUUAA